Messenger RNA from Nothobranchius furzeri (turquoise killifish), 6899 nucleotides. RefSeq names its product proline rich transmembrane protein 4a (gene prrt4a). The record is from RefSeq and is a predicted model, not a curated record. Lineage: Eukaryota; Metazoa; Chordata; Actinopteri; Cyprinodontiformes; Nothobranchiidae.
AUUAUUGCUAUUAAAAUGAAGUUACAUCCACCAACAACAGUACUAACUGAUCAGUAUCAUCUUCAUUGUUAUUAUUAUUAUUAUUAUUGUUGUUGUUGUUGUUUCUAUUAUUAUUAGAACACACAUCUCUGAAUGCUGCUUUUGUUUUGAAAGCCCCUCAUUGCUGAGGACACCGUAAUAUCAGUUCAUCUUGCGCAUUCAACUUUUAGAUUGCAGCUCCAAAACAGCCUAAAAACAUAGUGCCACCUAUUGGACAAAAGCCGGUAACAGGGAUCUGUAUUGUCCCAGGAGGAUUCCAGAAGAAAUGCUGAAGUAAAAUAUAUUAUUUUCUACAUUUCCUCCCAGCAUUAGCUUUUUGUCAGUUCUUACCCAUUUAAAAAAAUUGAAAACAAGAAAAGUGAGGCAUAACAAUUAAACUCCUUUACUUCCUGUGUAAGACACAAGCUUUUUAUGUGACAUGAAAAUGUAUUAUGAUAAAUGAAAAUAAAGAUGGCCCUCAGUUACUUCAAGCUGCAAAUAUUCUGAUAAUGCAAAAAAUAUUUAAAAUUUUAGAAAUGUACUUUAGAAUAUGUUCUUCUGUAAUUUAAUGUAGCCAGUACUAAACUAAACAAUCCAUUGCUAUUGUAUCUUUGAUCUGUCAUGUUAUAAGAAACCUUCAGCUGAUCAUUUGUUCAUCACUUGGGAUUAGGAGAUUUUUUUUAUUCUUGAAUUAAUGAAUCAGGCAAACACCACCAAAUCCAUUCUAUACCAGGUGGUGGCAGAAAUGCUCUAGCCACCAAUCUAGAUUUCUUGUUAUGAGAUAACUUACAGAAACUGUCCGUCUGAUUUGGGUUUAAUGUGUGAGGCUCCUACUUUUCUCCAUUUGUCUUUUUUCUUUGUUUUCAAGGCCCACUAGACGCCAACACAGUAACUGAUGAACACGUAAAAAUAAACUAAAACGUGUCUAAUUUAUUUAAUUAAAAUGAAAAAAAUAUAUAAAAAAUGAACACAAUGUAUACAAAUACAUAACACAAAACAAAUUUGAAUGAAAAGGAACAAAUAGAACAAAUACAUGUAUAAUUUCUGCCUCUUUAAAAAAAGGGAAAUUAUUAACACAUUCUAAAUUUUAAUUGUCAGACAUACACAGAAUAUUUUUUCACCACAGUCAUUUAAUGCUCUCUGGACACAGGACAUGGAAACAGUGAGGCAACAAGAGACACAGAACUGGAGGGGUUUAAAUACAAGAGGGCUGGGAGCUUGGGUGAUUGGGAAACGAGAGGCAGGCGGGAGCAAUCAACAGAGACACAGGCUGAACCAAAAGGGAGACAGGACAGGGUGUGACACAUUUUAGUUGUGAAUCUCUUUCAACAUGUAAACACUGACUCUCUUUUGAAACAUUUUCUGAAUAUUAGUUGGUAAAAUGCUUGUGUUUUCUCUGUACAUUGUUUGCAAUAUGUUUCAAUCUACCAAGUCAUGGAAUUUCUGUAUUUUAUAUUUGAUGAAUAUUUAGAACAUUGUUAACUGUUUCAUACAAAACAAACAAAAGUUCUAAAUGUUAUUGUUUUCUUGCAGCUUAAAUCUAAAACCAGUGUUCUAUGUUCUGUCCCAUUUAGUACUGGGAUCUCUUUCAUUUAAUUGAAACAAUCUGAUUUAACAUCAGUCUUGAAAAAGAGAAUUUGUAAAUCAGCAUGUUUCAUCUUAAGCCCGCACGCUUCAUCUCUUCCUAGAGCGUGGUAUACUUUAGCCCUCCCGUUUGCUUGUGCAGCUUUGUCUCCGUGCCUCAUCCUGACUGUCUUUACUCCCAGCUGGAACCCAGUUCCUGCUGACUUUGUUGCUGGACGAUUUGUCCAAACAGAGAUGAGUUGCUCAACAUAUUCCGAUAGCAAGUGUGAGUAAUUUGGCCAUGUCCCUGACUGAGCUCAUGUGUUUGGGCUGUCAUUGUUCUUCUUCAGUCCUUUUAUUAACGGCUGACUUGGCAUUUUCCUGUUUGGAGUGGAAGUUCCUAUCUCUCCAUCUCUGAGCAUCCGCUUCUCAAGCUGUACUCGUAUAAAUGAAAUAAUAUUUCAUUGGCAAAGGUUAUAAGAAAAGCAAAGUGUGUGCUAUGACAACUUGCAUGACAAAGCAAAUCUUUACUUUUUAUGUUACAUUCUGCGCUUGGUUUCCACAAAGUUUUCAGAAUGCAUUUUGCAGAGGUGUGACCAAGUCACUCCUUUGCAAGUCACAAGUAAAUCACAAGUCUUUCCAUUCAAUUCUCGAGUCAAGUCCAAGUCAAAGACGUCCAAGUCGAGAAUAAAUAAAUUCCAGAAAUAAAGCUUCUUAAAGCUUAAUUUAUUUGCUCAAACAAGCAGAAAGUGCAACUGAAAUAGAUUAUAGACAAAGUGCUGCUGCAUUUAGCCGUACAAGAUCACACCCAGAAUGAAGAAUGAUUUGAUUUUUGUCCAUGUCGUGCCAUUUUUGUGCUAAAAUAUCAAAUAUGCUCAAGUCAUCAUCAAGUCAACAGAUGUAAGUCGAUUCAAGUCGCAAGUCAUUGGCAUUCAAAUCUGAGUCAAGUCGUAAGUCUUUAUAGAUUUUAUCAAGUCAAGUCAGAUGUCAUUAAAAUAAUGACUCGAGUCUGGCUCGAGUCCAAGUCAUGUGGCUCAAGUCCACAGUAUUUUGGUCUUUUCAAAAUAAAAGAAGAAUUUACACAUUUUUGGUAGAAAGUCUUUCCAUGGAAAUUAGCCAAUAUGAAGACAUAAAAAGUCAAUAUUUAGCCCUUCGUCAGCCAAACAGAGCAAGUAUACAACAGCUGUCUGUACUUCAGAGUUGCUUUUUCCAGAUUGUUCCAAAGGUAUGUGGAUCAGCGUCUAUUUUAGAAACAUCUGUGGAAUUAAAUUAGUGCAUGAGGUUACUAGACCCCCACCACUGGGUACUCGUGACCAAAUUCUGUAUACACAUAAAGGUGACACUAUCAAAGACUACAGCAGCCUUCUUUUCGUUUGCAUUGGUUCAUUUUUGUAAAAUCAAACUUGACAAUAAUGCAUGCAAGAGAAAAUAUAACCUCAAAGAUAUUUAUUUAAUAUUACAUUUUUAUUACUUUUUAUUGUCAUUGCACAGGUGUACAACAAAAUUGACUUUGCACUCAUUAAAGACAGCUCACAUAGGGAGGUAAGUGAAAAAAAAACCAAGGCUAAAAUAGAAGUUUCUCUUUCUCUCACCCACACAUACACACUCACACACACGCACGCAUACGCACACAUAUGUUUAUUCGCACAUACAGUCAGUUUAAGGUGCAAAAAAAAUUAAAAGUAUAAAUGUAUACAUGGUAAUGAGACAAGUCUAAAACUAUAAAGUGAAAUAUAAAGUAAACAUAAUAUAAACAUAAACAGUCACAUGUUGAGGUAUCAGGAAGAACUAGCUUAAUGCUUUGUCCAGCAGAAUCACUGUUACUGACCUCCUAGCAGCAACAUUCAGUUCAGUGAUGGCUCUUGUAUAAAAGCUGUUCAACAGCCUGGUGGUGGAUGUUUUUAUUGCCCUGUAUCAUUUACCAGAUGAAGAAGUUUGACGGCAUGGUUAUCAGGGUGGGUUUAGUCCUUUAGGAUAUUUGUGGUUUUUCAAAGGCAGUGAGUGGUGAAAAUGUCAUCCAGGGCACGCAGGUGUGUGUUUGUUAUGUUCUCUGCAGUUUUGAUUACUCUCUGCAGGGCCUUCCUGUCAGCUGCAGAGCUGCUGCUGUACCACACCAGGAUACUGUUGGUCAGGACACUCUCUAUGGAGCAGUGAUAAAACCACAUCAGCAGUUCUUGUGGCAGCAAACAAGCUGACUGUCAGAUCAGUCCAGUGGCAGCAUGUGGAAUGGUGGGGGUUGUCCGGAGGAGGUGGGGUCUGUCCCAUGUGUCGGCCGCCUGAUGGAGAGAAGAGGGGAACGGCACGGUGGGAAUGAAAAGACACGGUGCUGUGCAGUCUAGAGACUGCAGACAUCCAGCACAGAGCGACUUGAAUGUGUUAAAAAGCUGCAGCAGAAUGGACUACUGAUGAGGCUGGUUCCCAAAUAAAAUCCUUGGAACUGGAUAUUUUUGAACUACCAAACAUGUGAUUGGAUUACAGACAUUUCCAUCAAGAGAGUCGACCCUCGUCAUGGGAUUUCUGGGAAAUAUUUUACUCCUUGUUUCAUCUCUGUCACUUCAUGCCAUGGCUUUGACUGUAGGAAAUGUCAGUGAAAGAGACACAACACAGUUCCUCACACCACCCUCUCAUAAAGCUCGUGAAUCAAACUUGGCUCAAGGUAAUGCUAUGUUUGGACUGGAGAACACUGACUUCCUGAGUCAACUUGUGAGCUGGCCCUCAUCGUCAUCUGAGGAUACGGACAGACAAGGCGUGCUUGGUGAAUACAGCGAGGAGAGCACCGAGACUUACCCAGACAGAGGAUCGACAACGAGAGAGGAUACUACCCUCAAGGAGAUUGACCAGACAUCACAGUCUUCAUUAGGAAAUCAGCCACAGAAACUUAAUCACUGGCAAACAUUUAAUUUUCCAUCGUCCGAGAAGAUCAAUGUAUCUGAUUUAAAUCAGAGCACAGAGAAUGAGCCAGCAAUCACAACACUCCAAAAUGAGAUAAUUGAGAGUCAAUUACCUUUUCUUCUACAUGGAUCAUUUCCAAGUCCUGUAGAGUCUGCUGGAUCUGGGGGUAAGUCUGGGCAGCAUUCCCCAUCAGCAGUCAGCAACAACUGGGAAUGGACUAAAGGCUCACCUGCUUCCACACGAGGAAAGCCAAAUGUAUCAGAUGAUGGAACAGAUCAGAGACACACAAAAACAACCACAGAUGACUCCAGGAAAACCAGCCUGAACUUCUCCAAGACCAGUGGUACCUCUUUAUCUGGGAGUAACACAGAUAUGUCCACCACAACCUGCAAGACCUCCGAUCAGACCUGGACCCCCACCUACUCAGAUGAUUUUACUCCCGGCGAGCCCUUGAGCCCCUCCCUGACUCUCAACCCUGCUCUUCUAGUCCCUCUUUAUUCAGACUGGAACUCUGCCUUUGCAACUUGGGGGUUUGCAUGGGAAGCACACAUCUAUGGUCUGGGGGCAAUCUUCACUCUGUUUGGCCUAAACUCUGGAAUCUGUCUGUUGGGCUUACCCAUACGGUGUCCUCCAGGAUUUCAGUAUUUCACAAUGCUGCACUUCUUCAUUUUGGGGUUUGCUGGGAUCCAAGCUUUUACUUUGGUCUACGAUGCUUACAGCUCUCAAGAUCGACUCCCACUUCUGGCGACUCAGCUGAUUUCUGAACUGCCAUUGCCAUGUUUGAUUUCAACAUUCUCCUUUGCCUUUCUUCUCCUUUCCUUGCACACACGCAGCCAUCUUUCACUCCCACAUGCUAUUUCUACCUCUUGCUCAGCCUUGCCCAAACCUUACCUUUUACUAUUCAUGUGUCUGUUGUAUUUUAUGCUUUCACUUGGAUGUUUUGGUCUUCUCCAGCUUUUCCAAGGUCUCCCUAUUGUGAUUCUUCUUUUCCCACAUGUUAUAUUUGUCUUCCUCACCAUCUUUUUAUCAUUCUCCUACCUUAUCUUCUAUUGCUUAAGGCUUGUAAACAAUAAGCAUAUUUAUAGGCUGAAUGACAGUGGAGAGACUGGAGGAUCCCCUGAAAUAACACGACAAACAAGAUGUCCCUUUUCCAAAGUAGAGGACUGGGAAAGGGCAGCAGGAGCUGGAUUAGGAAGCUCACUGUGCUUGCUUGGAUGUGGAGGUCUUCAGCUUUACGGGAUUCUUCAUGUGCUUGGUUUUGGUGGGGUAGAUGGUUACGGGUUCCAACCAUGGCCUUGGUGGGGCUAUCAGAUAGGUUGCAGAUUCUGUGAGGCUGGGGUGUGUCUAGGUUUGUCCAUUAUUGGCACAUAUCCAAUAUUCUGCAGCAACAACUCUUCUAUCAAGACUUUGACCAAUCCCCGACCAGGAUCAUGGUCCCGUCUGUCUUACAGUUCCCCUUUACGAGAGCUCAAUGUUCCCUCUGAAGAUGAACCACAUUCUCCGGUACUUUCUUCUCAUGAAACCUGGCCCCAAAGUAAGGAGGAGAAGUUGGUUGUCUGUGAAGAUGUCACCAAGAGGCAAUCAGAGGUUCUUCCACUUUGUUCACUGGUGGAACCUCCAGCAAAUGGAAUAAACGUUGAUCACAAGCUUGGUGAAAAACAAAGUACUAUUCCCACACUUACACCAAACCCCCCCAAAAAAUCUAAAACCAUGGAUGUGUCUCAGCAAUCACUGAAUAGCGUGGGUGCAGACUCAACCAGCGACUUUCGACCUCCAUCUCCAAUAGAUUUGUCCCGCAGUAUUGACCAAGCUCUGUUCAAUGAAUCUUUAUUUUCUCACAGUAUAUUUGGUCCACAAAGACUGUCCCAAGGUUCAUCAAGUGUCUCUUUGAGCUCUCCUAAAGCUACAGUGAUAGAAGGACCUAGCUCUGUUGGAGAUUCCCUUUUCAGAACCUCUUCAUGUGGAAAAGUGGAUCAGGAGAAAUGCAUGUCCAAUUUCAGAGCCUCCAAACCAUAUGGAAGUUUGGCUUCUCGUUCCAAUCCACCAAUGCCACCAGAGCAACAUGAUUGGAAAGGGAGCAUCAGUGGCUCAACCCAGGGUUUGUGCACUUUCCCCAAAGAAACUGGAAAGUUGCGUUCAAAUUCAUGGACUAAUAGGGGGCAAAACUUUUCUCAAAGCAACUUCCCGCGAGGAAUCCCCCACCUGUCUUACCAUAGGCGAUACCGAACCCUGAGCUUGGCCUCCAAGGACAGUCAGGGGUCUUGCCGGUUAGCAGGGACUAAACACCUCAGUGAAAGCAAGCAGCUGGAAUGGGAUACGGCUGUCCAAGCAGAGUUUGUUCAUGUGUGCAAGCAAAUUGAUGCCCUGAGUGUUUGCAGUGAUACCAUUGACUUGUAGAAAAUGUUUUUGUCAAAACAUAAGAAUAU